UAAACAACAAACAGCAGAUGCGUGUAUGAAGCUGUAAGAUAUUUAUUUCAUAGUGUAAACAGCUUCAGUGGUUUUAAUGGUAGUUUUCGAGAGUGCUUGAACGACUGUCAGUGAAAAUCUUUUUUAGAAAUAAUCAUUUUCUGUUUGAAUGUUUUAAAUUGUAAUUUAUUCUUGUAAACUUGUUUUGCUGCGCGAGGAACAUUUCAAAAGCCAGUCCAGUAGGUGCACCGCAAGCUAGUUUGCCGCCGUUACUUACCACAGAAGAAGAAGAAGAAGAAGAAGAAGAAGAAGAAGAAGAAGAAGAAGAAGAAGAAGAGCAGCUGACUGACUGGAUAUAUGUAAAAAUGAGGUUCCGCUUUUGUGGAGAUCUCGACUGUCCUGACUGGGUCCUUGCAGAAAUGAGCACCUUAGCUAGGAUGUCGAGCGUAAAGAUGAAACUUCUGUGCGUGCAAGUCAUUAAAGAUCUGCUCGAUGAAGACAUCGAUUAUGACAAAGUUUCAAAGCUAACCUCAGACGCAAAGUUUGAAAGCGGAGACAUUAAAGCCAGUAUAGCAGUGCUGAGUUUCAUUCUGUCCAGUGCUGCUAAGCAUGACGUGGACAGUGAAUCUCUCUCCAGUGAGCUUCAGCAGCUCGGCCUCCCUAAAGAGCACACCACUGGACUGUGUAAAUCAUAUGAGGAUAAACACGGCGCUCUACAGGAAAAGUUAAGGGAGAUCAGUUUGCGCUUGGGUCGUCUGGAAGCGGUGAACUGGCGGGUCGAUUACACCUUGAGCUCCAGUGAACUGAAGCAAGUGAAUGAACCCACGGUUCAGCUCAGACUUCAGGCUCAGGACCCCGAGACAGACUCCACGCAGACCACCACUGUCUCCAUCACCGCUGACAAGUUCAGAGUACUGCUAACAGAACUCAAACAAGCACAGACUAUGAUGAAUGCACUACAGUGAACCAGUCGGCAUUUGUUGAAUUAUAUUGCUGAAAUGUGUACAGAAUCUGUUCGUGUUUAUAAACUGUGCUUCUAAAAAAAAAAAAAAAAAUCUUAACAUUUAUGCAUUUUGUAAGCUCUUCACAUAAAAUGUUGAUUAAUGUUGUUGCUCAAAUUGAGCAACCUUUUUUGGGGGGGGGGGUCCAAAUGUUACUAUAAAUGGAAUCUUGUUGAAUCUUGUAAAUGGAAUGUGUCACUUGUUUAUCUGUGUCAUCCAGCGAAUAAACUGCUAUUAGUGAUUCAUCUCACCUCAUGUAUUUGAAUUAAAUAUGUUAAUAUAAUGUGCAUUUUUACACAUGUAUUAUUAAAAUGAAAAUACUAAUAAAGUCAUAAUUAAAAUUGUGUA
Carassius auratus (goldfish) is the source of this 1328-nucleotide messenger RNA. Its product is annotated as COMM domain-containing protein 4-like. Bases 345 to 944 code for a protein of 199 amino acids. The transcript has 9 exons. The record is from RefSeq and is a predicted model, not a curated record. Lineage: Eukaryota; Metazoa; Chordata; Actinopteri; Cypriniformes; Cyprinidae.